AUGUCCGCCCUUAACACAAGUUAUCAAGUGUUCAAUAAAAGAUGGAAGUCCUUCCUGGUCAUUGCUGAUCGACUCUCUGGGUGGCCUGUCCUCGUACCUUGCAAAGGUGACACUACCGCCCUCAACACCAUCAGGUUCUUCUGCCGCUACUUCCGAGAAGUUGGUGUUCCUCUCCGUCUACAGACCGACGGAGGACCACAAUUCACCAGCAAGGAGUUCCGGAAUUUCGUGAAGCGGUCGGGAGUUUUUCAUGUGGUUACUUCGCCACAUCCACAGUCGAAUGGUCAUGCUGAGGCUGCUGUGAGGUCGUUGGAACACCUUAUCCUCAAGACCGCACCCUUAGGCAACACUGACUGUGAAGACUUUGACCGGGGUCUCUUGGGACUCCGGAACACUCCUAACACUACAGGUCGCUCCCCAGCCCAGAUCCUGUAUGGUCACCCACUUAGGCCAUGUGUCCCCGCUCAUCCUCAGUCCUUUUUGACGGACUGGCAAGCAAAGACUGAGGACUGUGACCGCCGCGCAGCCGCCCGUGCUGAGACACAUGAUGUUCGACAUAAAAAUUUUCAAAGUGAUUCCUCUUUGCUUGGCUUUUCUAUGGAGAUUCUUCCUUGGUGCGACAAGUAUGAACAAGUGGUUCGACCACGUCAAUUAAGAGGAUGUGCGUAA
Penaeus vannamei (Pacific white shrimp) is the source of this 669-nucleotide messenger RNA. The record is from RefSeq and is a predicted model, not a curated record. NCBI's taxonomy places the organism in Eukaryota, Metazoa, Arthropoda, Malacostraca, Decapoda, Penaeidae.